AUGCAAAUGAGCUGUUGCCAUGCUGAGUGGGGAAGCGGUAUCGAGGAAGUGAACGGUGUAUACCAAAACACAGGUGUGCUAAUUAGGAAACUCGGGUUUUCGCCGAUUUUAUCAUCUUGUGGUGUCUCAAAGACAACUAAAAAGAUGUUAGCUAGUCAGCGCCAGCCGGAGCAGUUGUCGUCUGCGCUGAAGAACACAUCUGGGCACAUAAAGAACGACAUUCGCGAAGUUUUGGGGACAGGCAAUUAUUACGUGACCCCUCAGCUGGGUCAUCAAAUCGCCUCGGUAGACAGUGCUAUAAAUCAUCUACGCCUUGACGACAAUUUGAUGAGUAAAGAAUGGGGUAACAAGUUUGACCCUAAUGCAACAGCCUACCAAAAAUCAGCUGCUAUUGGUGGUAUCAACAAUGCAGGUGAAGCCCUGCAGCAGUACAAACAGCAGUUCAAUAAUGUCAACAUGACCAAACUGCAGGAGAAUCAGAUCAGAGAAAAUCACGAGAAGUCAAUGCGAGACUUUGAUGGUGUCAAACAGAAUCUGUUCCCACAAGCUCAAGCUGCACAUGACAGAAUUAAACAAUUUUGUGACCACAUCGGCGUAACAGAUCGUUACACAGGCUACAGGCAUAACCUGACAAGGGGCAGCAGAGACCCUGUUAAGCUUGGCUUUGCUUGGGUUGACCCAAAGAAGAACACAUAUAAUGCUACAUUGAAUACAGGCUGGAAUGCAAGAAGUAAUAGAAAUGUCAGCUUUGGUCCUAGGCCAACUGAAGAUACAGCAUUUGAAUCCUACAAAGGCCCAUCGUCAUGGCAACAGCAUCAGGGCAGUGCCCCAGGGGGGCUUCAUAUGAGUGCCCCAGGAGGAAUGCAGAGGGCUCAUACAGACCCUGGAUUUAGACUCUCAGGAAACACACAAGCCAAGAUGGCUUCUUCGCGCGUUCAGAAAAACCCUCUUGCUAAUGGCUGUGAUACUCGGGGGCUUGGGCCUGCUGUUUGGAGUGUCCAAGAACAAGCAGGUAUCAAUACAACCUUCCCAGGGAGAACUGAGUACAUGAAACGCUAUGUAGCUCCCCCAACAGAUAUACCCACAAGGGACUAUAUUGUCAAUCCUGUCGGGGACUUUAAAACACAUGGAAGACCACUGAUGAAAACAUACUUUUCACCAGACUCCACCGAGUACCAAACACGAUACGAGUGGCCAGAUUCAAAAAAGAUUGUAAAGCUACCAUGGCUUAGAAAAUAAAGCGUUGUCGAUAGAUACAUAUUGAUGAUUUCGAAAUUGUUGAGGGGGACUUUUCCCUGGGUAACCUUAUCGCCAUGGUAACUUUAAUUUAUUCUGGAAGUUUUGACAUGUAAGAACUGCUGCAUUUGCCCAUGUUGCUACAGUCAUAUUUUUGUUACUAUCCCUAAAAGCUCCUAUCCAUAAAAAAUGUUUACCAUAAUUGUGAAUAUGUACCAUAAAAAAAUGUGUACUAUAAUUAUGAUUGAUCUCUUUUCACAGGAUAAUUUAUUGCUCAAGAAGUACCAGACUUUCAAAGGAGGUACUUCUGACCCAAAAUUCUUCAUACACAGAAAGUAUUCCAGUAUUCCAAUAGUGCCACAAGCCUAUAUAGCAAAUUAAUGAUAUACUAAUGAUAUCUGAAAUAUUGAGUUCUACAUCAACAAUUCAGAAUUUAGGAAAAACCCAUGUGUCAUUGAAAAAUGUGUGUCUUUGAUGACUUGAAAGAAGUGAAUAUGAUAACAAAUUUUACUCACUUUCAUGUUAAAAAUGUGUGCCAUUGUUUUUGUAUGUAUGUUUCAUUUAUAUAUUAUUUACAAUGUAUGUAC
Owenia fusiformis is the source of this 1823-nucleotide messenger RNA. Lineage: Eukaryota; Metazoa; Annelida; Polychaeta; Sabellida; Oweniidae. The record is from the annotation of a GenBank genome assembly.